This is a messenger RNA of Sporothrix schenckii 1099-18, 867 nucleotides long. RefSeq lists its product as uncharacterized. The transcript has a single exon. The coding region runs from base 1 to 867 and encodes 288 amino acids. Lineage: Eukaryota; Fungi; Ascomycota; Sordariomycetes; Ophiostomatales; Ophiostomataceae. The record is from RefSeq and is a predicted model, not a curated record.
AUGGGUAGCUCAAGCAACAGCAUAGAGCGUCAAGAUCAAAAUGCCAGCCUCCAACCUUUAACAAACAAUACCGUACAGCGCGACGCAGAUCGAGUAUCUGGCUCGUUGGGAGCUUUUGAGGCUCUCGACAAGCUCUCUGACGGUCGUUGUCGGCGUACUCCUGGGACAAUAUCGCCCGACCAAAUUGUUCCGAGCCUUCCUGAUGAAUCAACCAUCCGAGCUCCAACCGCCUUUCCACAGCUAAAACCUUAUUACUCGGUCGUUUCGGACGCCACAAAAUCGUCCACGUCACCUGAGACUUUCUAUCCUCGCGUCCGGUACAUUUUUAACGACGAUGAUCCGGACUUGCUUGCAGAAGCGUUUGUAAAACAGCCCGGCGUGCUGCAUACAAGAACAAGAACGCCGCACGCAUUCUCUCAUACGUCCGGAGAACCUCGAGCAGUCUCAGCCUCUCGGUUCCAGCGGUUUGAUCCAAACCGAGCGCUUAUACUCGAACUGGAUAUCACAUCGGACGGUCAAAGAUAUACCGUUGCACAAGCCGCUAGUUUAACGCCAGACUGGGCUGUCACAAGUGCCCAAGUGCAGUAUCCUCAAACCGGCACGCCUGGUGAUAUGCUAAAUGAAGAAGAUGACAAAGCAUUGCUUCUUCAUAUUCGGGGGUCGGGUCUUUCGGCCGACCCGCUCAGAAACGAUGAGGCGCCGAUAGUCGCAAAUUUGACGCAUAGAUCGGACGGAAUUAUAACAUCAUCAGUGCAGGGUGGGAAACCCACACCUUCAGGGGAGAGAUAUGACUCGCUGGUGCAAUCAUUUGAGACCCGUAUGGCAUUUUUGCACAACGUCGCUAACUCAGAGGAAGUAUCUCGUUAA